AUGAUUUCUCCGAAAGACUAUUUAGUUUUCGACGCUGUUCGCCAGGGAUUUAUCGGUCAGAUACGUGAAAUACUUGAAACAGACAAAAACACAGUAUUGGAAAAAAUGAGUCAACGUAACGAACAAGGGGAGACGCCAUUGCAAAUGGCCAUCAGAGAAAGAAAAUUCGAAGUUAUUGAAUUUUUGGUGCAAACCAUCAAGGAUAACAUCAAAAUCGACGAGCAUCCACGAUCGAAAUUUAUGAAACACAUGUCGCUUUUCUCGUGGGAUAGAGUGGAUUUGGACAAAUUUUCGAUUGGACCGGCAGAAUUUGGCAAGGAAUACACACAAACAUUCGUACUGCCAUCACCCGAAGUGGCCAUUAUCCGGGACAUUGCAGAACAGAAUUCCAUUUACAAACUGAUGGAAUACCUGAUUGACGUUGUCGACGACGAGCUUUCGUGGUUCGAGUUUGUUUUAAAUUCCAUAGUGGCAAGCAACAUGUCCCGUCCUGAGAAGAUCAUAGCGUUUGAAUUAAUGGGCGCUGCCUUCAUUUUGAAAAUACUUUUAUCGGAGCAAUUCGAGUCGGAUGAAAUUGCCGUCGAUUUGCGUGGAUUGAAAUGCUGGAGGAGAGCUUUGGAACUGCGGAAUUCGACAGCCAAUAGACGGAGGCCUAUCCCUAAAAUGCCAUACGUUCUGACAGAUAAUGCCCGCAGCGCGAUUGGCGAUGCGGUUGAAAUCACGACACUAGAAGAGCUGGACGAAUUGGAACAACAAUUAAGACGUCGCAAUGACAUAUCCGCCGUUGUUAUCCAAGCUCUUCUCAUCAUUCAGCGGACGUUCGGGCAAAGAAGAGGUAGGCAAGUAGAGCCGAAUUUGUUUCACCUCAAAACUUUGCAAGAAUAUGGAGAACACUUUUUAGUAACUGGAAAUGUCAUCCAGAAUAGACAGAUGCAUCACAGGCGCACCAUCAACAUUUCACUGCUCAUUAUGGAGCAGUUCAGUCGACCAGAUUCGCCCAGAUGUUUCCAAGUAUUCGUUGAAACUUUUCUCCUCUUCUCCGACAUCCUAAUAGUUCUGGAACGCAGCCCACUCACAUCUGCAGAAAAAUUAGAAGAAUUAACAUUUUCCAAUCUGCUAGCUGCCAUUAAAUUUGGAUCCAUGAUUGCCACAAAUCUGAUAGUAUUACCUCCAAUCAGCAACAAGCAUGGCGAAUGGCGGCAUUUGGUUAUGAAGAAAAUGCAUUUAUUGGUAAUGACUAUGUCGAAGACUUUCCAUUUGGACAGAGACGAGGACGACCGAUUGAAUCUCAUUCUCGCUAAUUUGUUUCACGUCGAGAAAUUACGUACCGGAUUCUCCAGUAUUCUUCAUCUGGCGAUUGACAAGUUUCUGUCAACAUGCUCGGACGAUCUUAUGCAAAUCAUUAUUAUUCAAAAAUACCUUGCAAACGGAGCCGACCCUAAAGCUGUCGAUGGAAAUGGAAAAUCUCCUCUUCAUAUCCUAGCCGAAAAGUGUACGCCUCAUUCAAGGGAAUCGUUUUUUAACGUUUUUCAGGCCCUGUUGGAUGCUGGAUGUCAUUUGGAUCAAGCAACGCCAGAUGGGGACACUGUUCUCGGUAUCUUAAAAGAAAAGAAAAAACAGCUCAAAGUUGAUGAAAAUUUACAUCCCAGAAUUGAUCGGUGGAUGAAAACUGUGUUGCCUUUGAAGUGCUCUUGCGCUCAAGUAAUACAAAAGGAAAACAUCAAAAUUGAUGGACAGCAGCAUCAACUUCCACUGAGUGUCCAUCUGUUCAUCGAACAGCAUUUCGUCUGUAAAGGAAGGCCAUCAUCCAAAUCUGCGUGGAUUCCCAGCGCGUACAAAGUUUUGUGUUUUAACAACUAACCUCCGGCUACUAUCAACGAACAGCCUCUAACAUUGGAAAUGGGCAAUCUUUUUCCCUGUACAAUUCUCUCGUGCUUUAUUAAGUUCUGUUUUCGAAAUUCCACGAGUCUCCUUAAGAAAUUAUAUUCAAAUACUUGGUCAUUACUGUUGAUUAAUAAACGAUGAAAUAACACUGAAA
Messenger RNA from Daphnia magna, 2038 nucleotides. Its product is annotated as protein fem-1 homolog A-B-like. Gene Ontology annotation, molecular function: protein binding. Bases 1 to 1860 code for a protein of 619 amino acids. The record is from RefSeq and is a predicted model, not a curated record. NCBI's taxonomy places the organism in Eukaryota, Metazoa, Arthropoda, Branchiopoda, Diplostraca, Daphniidae. The transcript has 2 exons.